Molecule: messenger RNA, 1563 nt
Organism: Galleria mellonella (greater wax moth)
Lineage: Eukaryota; Metazoa; Arthropoda; Insecta; Lepidoptera; Pyralidae
Exons: 3
Coding region: 1-1563 (520 amino acids)
Source: RefSeq, a predicted model, not a curated record
AUGAUGACCACCAGCAGCAAUUCAGCGCAAACACUCCUGACGGUACUGUCUCAACACAAUCUUGAGCAACUUGUUAGGGAGCCAACAAUAACAGAUCGAACUGCAACACUGUUGGAUCUGAUAAUAACAGACUCUCCCAUGCUUUGUAAAGCGAUUAAUGUUCACCAUAACCCUGAGUUAAGUGACCAUGCGAUGGUAAUAUCAAGUUUUAACUUUAAAGUAAUGAUUAAAAGGAAAAAAACCAUCACUACAAGGUCACUACAUAAAAUUAAUGAAGAUGAGUUCCUGCGGGAUCUCAGGUCUAUGCAGUGGCACAAUGUUAUUGAAGGAAGCUCAGUGCUUGAUGUUAAUACGUACCAAUAUUUCAGUAAUAAUAAGAAUAGUGACGCUGUAUUUAAUCUGAAAGAAAUUAGCGAAAGUGAGGUUUUAAAAAUAUUGAAUGGCAUUGAGACACAAGCAGCGGGUUUCGAUAACAUCACGGCGGGAAUGCUACGUGCUUUGGAGUGGUUUGAGUCGUAUCUGAAAAAUCGUAAACAAUAUGUAAUAAUAGAGGGAGCGCAUGGGGAAGAUUUACAGUCAAAAAUGAAACAAAUCGACAGAGGGACGCCUCAAGGCUCUAUCAUCAGUCCGUUAUUGUUCAUAUUGUACACUGCAGAUUUGCACAAACAAGUGGAAAGCUGUAAGGUACAUUUAUAUGCUGAUGACACACAGUUGUACUUCUCAUUUUUUGCAAAUGACACUGACAAGGCCAUCGAACUAAUUAACAAGGACCUUGAUAAAUUAUUUAAGUGGGCGGCGUGUAACAAUCUGAUUUUGAAUCCUAAGAAAUCGCAAUAUAUAGUGUUGGGUCCCCGACACCAGUGUGACUUGGUGAUAAAACACAAUCCUAAUAUUGUGAUAGAUAGCCAACCAGUGGAAAGAGUGAGUAUUGUGAGGAAUCUUGGGCUCAUGAUGGAUAGCGCUUUGCGGUACGAGGAACAUGUAAACAUGAAAAUAAAAAAUGCUUUUUAUAAACUGAAAGUGCUUUAUGGGUUGAGGGACUGCCUGUCAGAAAAAGUAAGGGUGACACUUGUAGAAACACUGGUUUUGUCACAUUUCAACUACUGUGACACAGUGUAUGGGCCUAGACUUCUAGCGCGAACCGCUCACUCCGUGCAACGGGUUCAAAACGCAUGCGCACGUUUCUGCUACAAUAUUCCGAGGCGAACACGAAUAACUCCUAUUUUAAAUAAAAAAGGAAUAAUAGACCUAAGGAGACAUCUACAUCUUGCAUGCCUGGUGUAUAAAGUGAUACAAAAAAAGAAACCAGAGUAUCUAUAUAACAAACUCACCUGGAUGAGAGAUUUACAUCCUCUUAAUACACGUAGCAAGAGUGGCAGCGGGUUAUCAUUACCUAUACAUAGGAAGUCGGCAAACAGAGGAAGUUUUAAGUUCUCCGCGGCUAAAAUUUGGAACGAUCUGCCUCCGCCUCUCCACGAGGAAAUGUCCCAGCUCUGUUUCAAAUAUAGACUAAAACGAGUACUAUUGGAGAAACAAAAUAAAGGAGAACAUAACUAUCGGUAG